AUGGAGACGCUUCAGUUUGAAGAGGAUUAUGAAUUACUCUCAACAACAAUAACAAAACAUGGAGAGGAUUGGCACAAAGAAAUUGACAACAUUGUUUACAAACUUAAAACUGCAGUUGAUAAGAUGAGAAAAACACGGAAACAAACUUUACAGGAAUAUCUGGAUGGUAUAAACAAGACAAUUUCUAACAUUAGUGAUGAAAUCGAAUCAAUUGAAAUUGCUUUAAACACCAAUGACUCGUCCAAACUGAAUGGCUCAAUUAAUGAACCAGAGACAGUCAACGGUUUUAUAGACACUGGGUAUAACAAACUUUACAAUGUUGCCUGCCUGAGUGAUGAAGAAAUCUGGACAAAUGAAAAUGACAGCACUAUGAAAAUUUACAGCAUCAAUCGGGGAUCACUACUCAAGUCAAUAUCAACAAAGUCAAAAUGCAACACUUCUGAAUCAAUCAAUACAGAACAGCUCCAUCAAAUGUUUGGUUCUCUGUCAGCAUUAUCCAUUAAAAGAGAAGAAAAAGGCUUCACAAUCAUACCACUGCCUGAUGAACCAGAGCUCAUCACCACCAUAAACACUGGGCAUCAAAGACUAUACAGUGUUACAUGUCUCAGUGAUGAAGAAAUCUGGACACGUGGAUACACUGGCCAUCCCUCUACUACAGGGGCAUCAUUUAAUCCAGUCGGCAUCACAACAGACAGCCAGAGUCAGAUCCUGACAACAGACUUAGUUAACGCUAAACCCAGUUUCGUUAAAGAAAUUUUAAGAAAAGAUUUGAGAGAACUGGAAAAAAGAAUACAACCUUCCUAUGAUAAAAUUGCAUCAGAUUUCAACUCUGAAAAACUUGAGUUGGAAAAACAUUGUGAGAAACUGACAGCAGCUGUCACCAAACGAGGAGAAGACUGGCACCGAGAAAUUGACAAUAUUGUCAAUAUACAGAAAUCAGAAAUAAAUGAGAUGAAAACUAAACACCUGGCUGUUCUAAACCAACUGGAAAUUGAAAUAAAACAGAUUACUUUCGAAGUAGAACAGAGCAUACUUGAUCUGAAGAAACUACAAGUAUUAGACCCCCAUGAUGUGUCCAUAGCAUCUACAUACAAAUCCAGGAAUGCUGAAUUUAGAAGUUUACCUCUUAAAGUCAAAGUUUCUAUACCAAGUUUCUCUCCUCAUCAGAUCAACAGAGAACAGCUUCUUCAAAUGUUUAGUUCUCUGUCAGCAUUAUCCAUAACAACAGAAGAACGUGGCUACAUAAUGAAAACACCAUAUCUCCAGGGAAAUCGAAUGAAGUCAAUCAAAACCAAGCCUGGGAACAUACCACUUGAAAUAGCAGUGACAGGGAGUGGAGAUCUAGUUUAUACUGACCCUGGUAUGAGAUCUGUAAACGUAGUGAAGAAUAAACAGAUACAGGAAGUGAUCAGACUACAGGGGUGGACACCUCGCUAUGUCUGUAGUACCUCUUCUGGUGACCUCCUGGUUACCAUGGUCAAUGAUGUUGAAGAACAAUCAAAAGUUGUUCGUUACUCUGGCUCCACAGAGAAACAAACUAUUCAGCUUGAUAGUGAAGGUAAACCUCUGUACUCAUCCGGUAACUUUAACACGAUUAAAUACAUCAGUGAGAACAGGAACUUGGAUAGCUGA
Messenger RNA from Saccostrea cuccullata (small rock oyster), 1632 nucleotides. RefSeq lists its product as uncharacterized. Lineage: Eukaryota; Metazoa; Mollusca; Bivalvia; Ostreida; Ostreidae. Bases 1 to 1632 code for a protein of 543 amino acids. The transcript has 6 exons. The record is from RefSeq and is a predicted model, not a curated record.